Molecule: messenger RNA, 337 nt
Organism: Colletotrichum acutatum
Lineage: Eukaryota; Fungi; Ascomycota; Sordariomycetes; Glomerellales; Glomerellaceae
Exons: 2
Coding region: 11-235 (74 amino acids)
Source: RefSeq, a predicted model, not a curated record
AUGCUCCUCAAUGCUACCUCUACUCCCCUUGCUCGCUGUUUCUGCCUGCCUGCCUUCGCCCUGCCCGUCCCGCAGCCUGCUUUUGCAGAACGUUGUAUUUGGGCUGACUACGAGAUCUCGCGGGGAACAACGGAUUUCAUCUGGUCAAAUUUCAGCUAUGAGAUUGAGUUCCGUGUGGGUCCGGGCUGUCAGUUUGCCUAGAGUUCGUCGAAUUUCCGUGCACAAGCUCGGAUGAGAUUUUGAGAUCGCCCACGCUGUUGUGCAGGAGCCGUUUCGCAGCCCAUCUCCCUUGCGUCUACCCCCUAUACUCUACGUCAGAGAUUGAGCGCCUUCAUAG